AUGGAUCAAGAACAUGAGGAGAACUCCUCCUAUCUACAUUUCCCACAUCCUUUUCUCGACGACGACCUAUUUUUGACUCACUUGUUAUCCCAACAACAACAACUCGUCAGUGGCGGAGAUUGUUGGAAAGAUCAAGAACAAGAACAGGAAAAAGAAGACGAUGUAGGACAUGAUCAUAAGCAAAAUUCAGAGAAGAAAGGUAGAAGAAGCUUGGAGGUGAAGAAGAAGAAGAAGAAAUGUAAUAGUAAUAGGAAAAAUGGAAGCUCCACCACAAAGAGAACAGUGAAGAAGGACAGACACAGUAAGAUCUGCACAGCACAGGGCCCAAGAGACCGUAGAAUGAGGCUGUCCCUUCAAAUUGCAAGGAAAUUCUUCGACCUUCAAGACAUGCUAGGCUUUGACAAAGCUAGCAAAACCAUAGAGUGGCUUCUCUCACACUCAAAUUCCGCCAUCAAGGCUCUCAAAAACAACAACAACAACAGCGGGGUUAGCCACGGCAGCGCGUGCUCCGGGUCGAGUGAGGUUGUGUCAAAACAAGACGCUGGUGGUUCCAUUGGCACUCCCAAACACAAAAAGGGCAGGCAAUUACAAACAAUUGGUAGAGAGUCAAGGGCUAGGGCAAGAGCUAGGGCAAGGGAAAGAACAAUGUUGAAGAAAUCUCCACAACCCAUUUCCAUUUCUCAACAUUAUUUGAACUCAGAUGAGACCCAUUUGGAAGAUUGCCCAAAAGUUUUUGCCUUUUCUGAUGAUCUCUCAUCAAUCCACACCUUUUUCUCAGGUAAUAUCACCACUUUCUUGCCCUAA
Molecule: messenger RNA, 804 nt
Organism: Cucurbita maxima (winter squash)
Lineage: Eukaryota; Viridiplantae; Streptophyta; Magnoliopsida; Cucurbitales; Cucurbitaceae
Product: transcription factor TCP12-like
Exons: 1
Coding region: 1-804 (267 amino acids)
Biological process (GO): regulation of secondary shoot formation
Cellular component (GO): nucleus
Molecular function (GO): sequence-specific DNA binding; DNA-binding transcription factor activity
Source: RefSeq, a predicted model, not a curated record